CUACGGAGUUAUGUCAACACAGUCAUGAUUAGUAAGGUAUGACUAUCAAAAUCGUCACAGUCGCAUGCCUGCUCUCUAUAUUGCUGGUAGAAGCUCAUGGUCUUCUGUGCUUUCACUGUGAUCUUGUUGACGACCCCCUAAAAUGUCAUUCAACUAAAACAUGUAACACCCACGAGGCUUGUCAUGUAACAGAAACCAUUGAUGAUAACUUUAAUUUGACCUACAGACUCGGAUGUGUAGCUGAGCAGGAGUGCCCAAAUCUUUCCCGUAGCCCCCGAGAUAAGCUAUUCAGAAGGAGUUUGUCCAAACAAUGUUGCAGCACGGAUUUGUGUAACCGGGGGUACGCAGGAUUAUUGACCAGUAAAGCCACUCCUACAACUUCUACCCAGACAACUACAUUAAGACCAACAACAACAACUCAGAUAUCUUCCAUCCAAGAAAUCACAACACGUCAACAUCACACCACUACCCAGGUCCACAAUACAGAUCAUACUUUUGAUGGCAGGUGCCCCUAUGGACAUAUAUAUCACGGAUACUGUUAUGUUCCAUCUUUACAGUACGGUCAUCGCUGGAAUAUGGUAACACGACACGAUGCUGACACAUAUUGCAAACAGCAUGGCAUGACUCUACCAAGCAUACAUUCACUGGAAGAGGAAUUGUUUAUACACAGAAUUAUGACCAGCAGUAUGUUCUAA
Molecule: messenger RNA, 695 nt
Organism: Saccostrea cuccullata (small rock oyster)
Lineage: Eukaryota; Metazoa; Mollusca; Bivalvia; Ostreida; Ostreidae
Exons: 7
Coding region: 39-695 (218 amino acids)
Source: RefSeq, a predicted model, not a curated record